Messenger RNA from Osmerus eperlanus (European smelt), 9561 nucleotides. RefSeq names its product homeodomain interacting protein kinase 2 (gene hipk2). NCBI's taxonomy places the organism in Eukaryota, Metazoa, Chordata, Actinopteri, Osmeriformes, Osmeridae. The record is from RefSeq and is a predicted model, not a curated record. Gene Ontology annotation, molecular function: protein tyrosine kinase activity; protein serine/threonine kinase activity; transcription coactivator activity. Gene Ontology annotation, cellular component: nucleus; cytoplasm; PML body. Gene Ontology annotation, biological process: positive regulation of transcription by RNA polymerase II; peptidyl-serine phosphorylation; peptidyl-threonine phosphorylation. Bases 44 to 2575 code for a protein of 843 amino acids. The transcript has 14 exons.
UCCAGAGAUCAUCCUGGGUCUGCCGUUCUGCGAGGCCAUAGACAUGUGGUCCCUGGGCUGUGUGAUCGCUGAGCUGUUCCUGGGCUGGCCCCUCUACCCUGGGGCCUCGGAGUACGACCAGAUCCGCUACAUCUCCCAGACCCAGGGCCUUCCAGCGGAGUACCUCCUCAGCGCUGGAACCAAGACCACACGCUUCUUCAACAGAGACCCGGACUCCACCUACCCUCUCUGGAGACUCAAGUCACAGGACGACCAUGAGGGAGAGACGGGGAUCAAGUCCAAGGAGGCCCGCAAGUACAUCUUCAACUGCCUGGAUGACAUGUCCCAGGUGAACAUGACUACAGACCUGGAGGGCAGCGACAUGCUGGCAGAAAAGGCAGACCGUCGGGAGUUCAUAGACCUGUUGACUAAGAUGUUGACCAUCGACGCGGACAAGAGGAUCACUCCCAUUGAGACGCUCAACCACCCGUUCGUUACCAUGACGCACCUCCUGGACUUUCCCCACAGCACACAUGUGAAGUCCUGCUUCCAGAACAUGGACGUGUGUAAGCGUCGCGUGAACAUGUACGACACGGUCAACCAGAGCAAGACGCCCUUCCUGGCUCACGUGGCGCCCAGCACGUCCACCAACCUCACCAUGACCUUCAACAACCAGCUCAACACUGUGCACAGCCAGGCUUCCAGCCUGGCUCCCACCUCCUCCAGCAGUGCCACCCUCUCCCUUGCCAACCCUGACGUCUCCAUACUAAACUACCAAUCUGCACUCUACCAGCCCUCUUCCAUGGCAGCCGCCGUGGCCCAGCGGAGCAUGCCCAUCCAGCCUGGCGCUCCCCAGCUCUGCACCGCCCGCCCGGACCCCUUCCAGCAGGCCCUCAUUGUCUGCCCGCCCGGCUUCCAAGGGUUGCAGGCCUCCCCAUCCAAACACACUGGCUACUCUGUGCGGAUGGAGAACGCGGUUCCCAUAGUGACACAGGCCCCGGGGGCCCAGCCAUUACAGAUCCAGUCUGGACUACUCACACAGGCCUGGCCCAGCGCCCCCCAGCAGAUCCUCCUCCCCCCCGCCUGGCAGCAGCUCACGCACACCUCGGUCCAGCACGCCACCGUCCUCCCCGACGCCAUGACAACCACGCAGCCCCUCGCCAACUGGAGGAACUCACACCCUCAUGGCAGCCAUUACAAUCCCAUCAUGCAACAGCCAGCCUUGCUGGCUGGUCACGUGACCCUCCCUUCCAACCAGCCUCUGAAUGUGGGCGUGGCCCACGUGAUGAGGCAACCAUCAACCAAUAACAACCACUCUUCCUCAAAGAACAAGAAGCAGCAUCAGGUGUCUGCCAGAAACAUGUCGGCCUACGAGGUGUCGUCCUCCCAGGCGGUGCUCUCUCCUCAGCGCUCCAAGCGCGUGAAGGAGAACACGCCCCCUCGCUGCGCCGUGCUGCAGAACGUCUCCUCCUCCUCCUCCGGCUGCGGCCCGCCCCCGGGCUGCGGGGGCGGGGGCUGGGGCGGAGGAGGAGGAGGAGGGGGGGAGGCGGAGCAGGCCUCCAGCACCACGAGAGACCCCCCUCACCAGAGCCACCACCACCACCACGGCCCCAGGCAGACCAUCGUCAUCCCCGACACGCCCAGCCCCGCGGUCAGCAUCAUAACCAUCAGCAGCGACACGGACGACGACGACGACCACAAACAGACCAAUCACAGCUCUUCCUCCAAGCACAGGAAGAACGUCAUCAGCUGUGUGACGGUGCGGGAUUCCCCGGACUCGGACUCCUCCUGCAACAACAGCCCGUACGCCGUGGAGACGCGCCCCGGCAACAACAACAACAACAGCUACGACUCCAAGGCGCCCCUGCUGGACAACUGCGGCAGCAACGGAAACCCUCGCUCCAUCAUCAUCCCCCCCCUGAAGAGCCAGUCCGGAGAGCUUCUGAGCACGUGCGAGAGGCUGAUGCCAGAUGCAAUGAACCAUCAGAACUCUGUCUACAAGUUUAAGUCCUCCAAUGGCAUGGUCGCGGCUAACAACCACCUGUCUGGGGGCGUGUCUGGGGGCGGGGCCUACCGCCAGCAGCGCUCCGGGCCACACCCCUUCCAGCAGCAGCCUCUCAAUCUGAGCCAGGCCCAGCAGCACAUGGUAGCCGAACGUAACGGAGGCCAUCGUCGCCAGCAGGCCUACAUCACCCCCACCAUCACCGCCCAGGCCCCUUACACCUUCCACCACAACAGCCCCUCCCACACCGCCAACGUGCACCCCCACCUGACCGCCACCCACCUGCCUGGCCAGACCCACCUCUACACCUACACCACGCCAGCGGCCUUGGGCUCCACCGGAACCGUGGCCCACCUGGUGGCGUCCCAGGGCUCAGCCCGCCACGCCGUCCAGCACACCAGCUACCCAGGGGGCAUCGUGCACCAGGUGCCCGUCAGCAUGGGCCACGGGGUGCUGCCCUCGCCCACCCUCCACCACAGCCAGUACCAGGCCCAGUUUGGCCACCAGACAUACAUCAGUGCCUCCCCUGGCUCCACAGUCUACACUGGAUACCCCCUGAGCCCUACCAAGGUCAACCAGUACCCUUACCUCUAGAGCCCUCACACUGGAGCCCGGGACCCAGCACUGCUGCUUAACCCCCUCACCCACCAACCCUGACCCCCCACCCCUCACCCAUGCCCAGUCACCUCUACUCCCUCCUCCCCCCACCACCACCCUGCCAGACAAACACCUGCAAUCCUAAUCAAACUCUUUCGUUUAACUUGAAGAUGAACGACAAAGGGGAAUAGAGAGGAAGAGGAAAGGCUCAGCCACUCUAAGGAGAAGGAGGGGGGGGGGGGGAUUUUUAGGAGAGUUCAGUGAUUUUUCUUUCUUUCAAUCCAUCUUUUUCCCUUGAAAGGGCCAGUUUUGCGUUCUUCUCCUUGACCAUUUAUAUUUCUCACUCAAAAUGAAAGUCACGUUUUCGUUCUACAGCAAGGUCUCCUAAACGGACCUUUCGAAAGAGACGGAGAGAUGGAGGUUUUCUGAUCAUUUCGUUUCAUUUUUUUUCCCCCUCUGGAGCUGGGAACUGACAGUCCGCCAGGGGUCACUUCCUGGAGGAGCCCCAAGACACUUAGGAGAAGGUGAAAUAUGGAAACCUGCUGCUCUUUAAAGAAAAAAAAAUGUUGAUGGCCUUGAACUGUCUUAUACAUUUCCAAAUAAUUUCUGGUCCCACCCUUCCCUCCUUAGCAGACAUCUGGAGGAAGCUUCUGGAAAUAUAAGCGAUGAAAAGACUUAACUUUCUUGUGUAUUUAUAGGUAUUUUACCUCUUUGUUUUCACCUUAAGAGUCCUUCAGUAGGUAGGUGUCUUAGCAGGGACCCGUCUUUACAAUGUAGCAGUCUGCACCCCUUUUAUUUUAUUGAACAACUUGUUUUUCUGAUACCAAUAGAACCCAUUCGCUUCUUCUUGUUUCAAUGUGAUUGCACAAAGUGGGUAUAAUAACAUAGGCAUGUACAACGUGAUUGUCUGUGUGUGCGUGUGCUACUGUCGGCCAUAUUUCGUGUGUGUAGUCCAUUGCCCCGGAGCCCUGUGCAGUCCAAUGUUGUGUUCACACCGAAAGCAAAGCAAAUUAUUCGUGGGAAUGAAGCGACAUUUUCGUCAUCGACCAUGUCCGAAAUGACUACUAUAAACAAAUACGAAGUAGUGUCAUAUGGCAGAAGAUGCCCAGAGACAACUACAAUACUCUUGCCCUCUUUUACUUCUAAAACGUCAGUGACAUUUAUACAUUUUUUAGCAGACGCUUUUAUCCAAAGCGACUUCCAAGAGACAUCUCAACAUUGAUAAACUUUCGCGACACAGCGGCACACGAGUUUUUCGCUCGGGUUGAACAUCUUCAACGCCAAGCGAUAGACGCGAGUGUUUGCAUAGACUUUACAUGUAAUAUCGUAGCGAGAAAAAUGUGCUUGGCGUUCGGUGUGAACACAGCAUUAGGUUUGAGCGUCAUCCCCGUAGUGCCUUACAUAUAACCACAGUUUACUGGGCCUGGACCCUCCACAACCCACAGACAGACUAGCUACGACAACAAGGUUUCUAGGUUGGUUUGGCCUAGUGGGGGCCGAGUGCUCCUAGCCCUCUUCCAGGUGUAAGCCUAGCUUAUCAGCCUCUGUCUCCUCUCCGUAGGACAGUCUUGUCAGAGUUCAGGCUCAGCCGGCCUGUUAAUGUGUGCAUGAGGUAGCUUGCCUGGGGUACUGAACCAAAGUCAUUAGCUUAAUACUUGUUUGUACUGAAUAUAACUGUAAAUAUAUAUAUAAGAAUCUGUGUGUACGGUAUACUUAUUAGUUUUGAUCAAAGUGGUACACAUGGCUAGGCUUUAGCUGGAGUGUGGUCGUCAUACCGAGUUCUUGUACAGGAACAGAAGUAUUAGCACCAGAGAAAUCAGAGUGAACUGAAAAGGUUGAAAAACAGAAAGUGACUAUCAAAAGGAAUGAUGCCACCUGUUUAGGACGUGAAACAGUUCAGAGGCACUCCCGGAAGGACCUAAACGAAGGCUGCGAGGAUGGGCUUGUGGGAUACGAUGACUCCCAGCCGGAUGGCUGAUGAGAGCCUGGUUCCUUAUAAAAGAUAGCAUCCCCUUUCUACGGCAACUGCUCAGUGGCACAUUGAAGAUUGCAAAACUGAGUUAUGGUCAGCGCCAUGUUGAAGAAAAAAAAUUGAGAACAGAAAACUAUAUUGGGGGAAAUAGUUUGGGAUAUUUUGACGGGAGUCAAUAAAGUAAAAUCGCCGGAAGCAAACCGAAAUGCAAUACCACGAAGAUCCACCUAUCAGGGCACUAGUAAGGGUUAGACAAAUGAGUUAUUACGCUUCAUGUUUAGUAGCUAGGGGUGGGGGCUUGGUCUGAUUGAAGUGGGAGAAGCAGAGUUUCGGGGCCUGUUAAGAGUGAGAUGAGCAUGUUGAUGAAUACGUAGAGCUGUGGGGGUACUAGACGGAUGCACACCAAACUCUGAUCAUACCAGUUGAUUGGUGGUUGUUGUUGUGGUCGCAAGAUUCAUGGAAGUUAUCAGUCUUUAGGGCUGGGAGGGUGGCAGUGUGUUGUCGCUCUCAGCAGAGAGAGACACCUGAGCAGAGAGGUGCUACAAAGAGAGAGAGAGAGAGAGAGAGCAGAGAGGUGCUACAGAGAGAGAGAGAUCAGAGAGUUGCUAUAGAGAGAGAGAUCAGAGAGUUGCUAAAGAGAGAGAUCAGAGAGGGGUGCUAUAGAGAGGGACCUGAGUAGAGGGGGUGCUAUAGAGAGGGACCUGAGUAGAGGGGUGCUAUAGAGAGGGACCUGAGUAGAGGGGUGCUAUAGAGAGGGACCUGAGUAGAGGGGGUGCUAUAGAGAGGGACCUGAGUAGAGGGGGUGCUAUAGAGAGGGACCUGAGUAGAGGGGGUGCUAUAGAGAGGGACCUGAGUAGAGGGGUGCUAUAGAGAGGGAUCUGAGUAGAAGGGGUGCUACAGCAUACACCUGGAAGAGCUCCUCAGAGUUUGAUGGGUCACCACUGACUGUCCAUUUGUCUUCUAAACCAUGUGCUCCACAGCCCGCGCUGCAUCAGGCAGAAGGGACAUGACAGACAUAGAGGCCGUGCCGGCUGUGUGUUGAGGCCAUGCCGGCUGUGUGUUGAGGCCAUGCCGGCUGUGUGUUGAGGCCAUGCCGGCUGUGUGUUGAGGCCGUGCCGGCUGUGUGUUGAGGCCGUGCCGGCUGUGUGUUGAGGCCAUGCCGGCUGUGUGUUGGCUGCCUAGAACCUGUGUAUGUCCCUGUCUGGCAGCCAGUCGUUCUGCUUCUGCUCAUCCUGGUCUAGAGACAGACCCUGUGUCCUGCCAUAGUCAUUUAGCAUUUUAAGGUGAUUUUGGUUUUUAUGUUAAUGAACAUUUUACAUGGCUGUGGGUAUAUUGUGUGUGUUUUUUUAGUGUUUUGUUUUUUUAGAGAUUGUUGCAAUAAUUCUUGUAGAUGUUUUAUCAGUGUGAGAGUUUUAUAAUUAUGUGAUGUGUAACCUGGGGUUGGUGUUCAGUCAUCUGGAAUAUUCCUAGGAAGGGUUGUCUGUGUUGGCAGUAUUCUGACACCUUGGUGAAGGUGUUGAUAAUUCUUCAGGAUCCUGAUAUUGCUAGGUAACAUAGGCUUGAGUGUGCCAGACCCAGGCUUGAACCCCUUAACCCACCAACUGCCACAAAGACAAGCCCUGACUGGUUCUUCAGGGUUCAAAGACCACUUGUGAUUGGUCAGUCAAUUCUCCUGGUACUUGUGUCCAAUACUACUCCACACUCCCCCCCCCCCCCCCCCCCACGUCUCCAGAAAGCCUUGGGGUUCUGGCAGUCAAAGAUGUGAUGAUGCAGAGUAUAUUGUUGGUGGUUACAUGUUUUUUUCAGUUUUAUUCUGGGGUUUUUUGUAUUUAGUGUUUUUUUGCUUGUGUUUAUGCAUUUUCUGUGAGGCCCCUGGGCUGAAGAACACACCCAGGCAGAUCACUUGUGUUCUGUGAUGAUGUUGGACUCUACCACCUCCACUCCCCCCCCCUUCUCCUCCUCCUGCCCCUCCUCCCCCUCCCUUCUCCUCCCUAGGAAGACUACUGAAACAUUCCACUGUGGAGAGACCCUAGCAUUUGUGUUGCCCCCCUCACUAUCCUCCAAGCCCCCUCUCCUGCCCCCUACCACUGUCCCUCACCAUGGAAACGACACCAUGGAAACGACACCACCAUCAUCCAAGACUUCUCUCUCUUCCCACCAAAGAAAGUGAAGCUGAAGGCACACAAUGCGUCCUGUUUGAGACAGUAGAUCCCGGGAGGGAAGAACAGUAGAUUCAUCCUCUACCUGACUUUGUGUGUUUGUUUAGGAUGUUUGGAGACAGCAAGGACCACAAAUUACUCACGCUCACUCGUCUGAUUUGAUCAGGGUUAACCUGAGGCCAGUCCAAGGCCAUGCCAUUGUGAAGAGGGUCAACUUUCUGACCACAGACCUUCAAACUCCGACAGUAUGACUUAGAGAAAUUACCCUAGUACAGAACAUCUAUAAGUUUGUUUCACUCAAGAAAACACUCAAGUAGAGUCAAAAAUCUCUUCAAUAGUUUAUUCAGUACUUUCUAUUACGUUGUUUGAUGUUGUGUUUUAGCUUUAUUAAUGUUGUAAGUAAAUGAAGUUGUACAAGAAUCUGUCAUGAGAUAGUGUGCCAUGAAAUUAAUCAAAAUACCAACUAUACCUUUAAGUGAGGGUCACGAGCACAACAUGAAUGUAACAUGUGACCUGCAGAAUCAGUCAUGCUUUAGAUUGUUCUUCUUUGCAUUAUUCAGUUUGAUGACAUCAUUUGUUGCCAUGCAAGAUGCAAUAAUUCUGUGUUUCCCACCUGAACAACUUCACUCAGCAUAGACUCUUGUAUUUGAUUGUUUCGUUCACUUUAAUCAGAUUUGGAAACUAUGAAACACCUUUUCGUGAAAUUAUGAAGUUUGUUUCAAUGUGUAUAUAUGCGUUAGUUUUUUUUUCAACCCUGUGUUUAACUUGUGUUUAGUGCUUUACAAAUCAGAUAUAUGUGCAUCAGUGCAGAUGCAGUGACCUUACGAUUACCAAAACGUGCUUGAUGAAGAUUGAGGUGUGUUGGUGUUAAGUUCUUCAGAAUAUCGUCUCCCCUGCUAGUCAUCUCAGUGUUAGAAUAUUGCCUUCCAAAUAACACACUAGACCCACAGAGCUUUAAGGUGUGGUUUUAAUUUGAGAGCCCCCCCAAAAUAUUCUCCCCCCCUCUCUGUCUCUCUUCUCCCUUUCUCUCUCUCCUCUCUCUCUUCUCUUUUCUCUCUCUCUCUCUCUCUCUCUCUCUCUCUCUCUCUCUCUCUCUCUCUCUCUCUCUCUCUCUCUCUCUCUUCUCCCUCUCACUCUCUCUCUCUCCUCCCUCUCUGUCUCUGUCUCUCUCUUUUUUCACUCUUUCUCCCUCUGACACCUGGAAUUUUCUCAAGCUUUCUUGUUGUUUGAAUGCUCCUGCCACAGUACAUGAGAACAGUGUCAAACAUCUGCAUUGUCCCGCUAAGCAGUCUGUCAUACAUGGGUCCUUGUGUGAAAUGCAGAUAAACAUUCCUGAAGGUUUGGCCCCUCAAUGCCAGGGAACCUUCUCAGGCCAAACUCUUCUGUGACUUGAAACUUAACAAGAAACUACAGUAUGGAGAACCCCCCCCCCCACACACACACACACACACACACACACACCAUCCAGAGUAUUUACUAUCAUUUCAAACUCGGGCCAGGAAAAAGAGGGAGAACUCUUGUGUUCUUUGAGAAACACCCAUAUACCAGUAGCAGAAGCAUUCUACCAGCCCUCUCAUAGAUGUGUCUAUGCAUCUUUACUUGGACGGUCACCUUCUCUCCUGUUAGGUUUCAUUAGGCGUUUAAAGUGGAGGUGGGGAAGGGUGUGAGGCCUCCAUUUGAGUGUUACAAUUUGAGAAUUACUCACUCGUGAACUUCAGAACCAAAAUGUCUCUGAGUGUCUUCUGUUCCCUUUUGCUCAAAGUGUGAGGUAUCUAAUUUUCAUAUGAUUCUUAUCGAUGUUCUUAUUGAUGUGUACAAACUGUAACCAUUCUUUUGACAAAUUGUAGUGUAAUAUGUUUGGAAUAGUACCAGCUCACAUUCGAAACAAGCUCUGUUAUAUUUGGUAGGUUUCUUGGCCUAAUUGAUUCCCAUAGUGAAAGGCUAUCCCCCUGACAGACUUUGGGACGUACGGGAGUAACUGCUGUUUUGACGAGUCAGAUAUGGCUGUGACUCCCAAUACUAAACUGCUGUGGUUGUUAUCUACUUAAGACAUGUUUUGUACUUGCAUAACAACAUUUGCAAAUGAUGAAAGUGAAAAAAAAGACUAUUUUUCUACAUUGUCUCAAGACCUAAGAGUGUAUCAACCCCCAUGAAUCCAUGUUUGUGUCCAUUGCUGUAGGUUUCUCAAAGAUCUCGUUCUGUUGUCGUUCAAGCUAUUCUGUGCUGCAGUAUUUCCUAGUCUACUUCUUCCUGCGUUUUCCGUCUCAUUUACCUUUGUUUUAUUGGACAUUUGUGUUGUUUCUUUGUUUCAAUCAGUUGGUAUAGCAUUCUAUGUAAUACUCUUCCAUAGACUAAUAUUAUUAAGUAUGUUAUGAGAAUGGAUAUUUUACUGGCUUCAUAGAAUGUUUAACUAAAUAUAAUAAUGAUAAGAAGAAUGAUUAAUUACUCCUAACAAAUUGAGUACUUGCUAAGCGCUUGUGUUACCAUUAAGAUGUUGUGUGUUUCUCUUAAUCAUUUUCGUUGUAGAAAAAUGGAGUGAAUUUAUAUUAGGCUUCGAAAAACUAAUGAUAGCAUUGUACAUUUACGGAGGAUUUUAACAGGCUGACAACUUGGUCUUAGAAGAAUAUAGUUAUUUGACCUGUCUUCUUGACUAACCGUAGGGAGAGAAGGGGCUGGCGUUGUGGUGAACUAUGUUAUAGCUUGACAUUCACUGUUACUUUUGAUCAUUUUUUCGGUCUCCGAGGUGAAUCGAGUUAUUAAUGAGAAUUUGUAUGCUCACAUAUGCAUAUUGUAUAUGUGUAGAAAUGUAACCCCACUUUGUCUUGGAUUGACAUUAAACUGUUAAGUCACGG